This is a messenger RNA of Lepus europaeus (European hare), 1812 nucleotides long. RefSeq names its product putative deoxyribonuclease TATDN2. The transcript has a single exon. The record is from RefSeq and is a predicted model, not a curated record. Bases 1 to 1812 code for a protein of 603 amino acids. Gene Ontology annotation, molecular function: hydrolase activity, acting on ester bonds. Lineage: Eukaryota; Metazoa; Chordata; Mammalia; Lagomorpha; Leporidae.
AUGGCUUCUCUAGAGGACUCCUACAGCCUCAAAGCUAGUUUCUCACAGAGUUACUGUAACAUCACGAACUCUGAAUUUGCAUCUGAGGAACGAAAUAAUACUGAGGGCCUAAACGUGUCUCCGAAAAGCAGGGAGAAACGCAAAGAGCAAGGUCAUUCCAGGCUUCACCGGAAGUCGCUCGGGGGCAUCCGGGGCAAACAGGUGCCACGAGAAACGGAUGCAGCUGCCCCUAGUGUAAAACCCACCAGAGAAUACCCAGACUUUGAAGAAAGAUCAGCCAGGCAUGUCGCCUCUGCUGCUCAGAAAGGGAGAAGAUCAGCCCCACCGCUGAUCGGCUUCCACGACAGAAAACCAGCGGUUACCAAGACGCGUGAGGCACUCCGGGAGGAGCCACUUGGUAACCCCAAGAAAGUGUUUUUUGAAAAAAGCUCUGCACCCCUGGGAUUUCCGGAUGGCUGCAACUCGCACUCAGUAAACCAGAUGGGUAAAAAAGAGGCGCAGGCUGAGCUCCCCUCUUCGGGAAGUGGCUGGUCUGAUAAGGAAGGGCUCUUCUCCAAGAAAUUCUCUAAGCACAAGCCAUUCUCACGGAACCUCCCAGCUGUUUCAGAGUCUUCCUCUACCGAUGAUCCUGCUGGGAACCAGCCUUAUUUGUACUGUAGUCCUGGGGAAGACCACCUGGGCCCUUGGACUGGCAAUACCAAGUUUUCUCGCUCUCCUGUCACUGGCAGCUCCAAGAGCAGGAACACAUCCCAGGCUAUGUGGAGCAAGGAGAGUGGGAGUACUUACUGCUAUGACUACACAGUGAGCUCCCAAAACAUGAUCAGAGAUCUGAAGUUGACAGAGGAAGAUGCACCCCGGAAUUCGUGUUCAUUUGACUUUUCUGGAAAUGCAGAAGUCGAGGAGAAAAGAGCUUAUCAAGAGCAGGUGCUGCCACAUCCUAACGGGAGACAGACACUUGACUUCCUGCCAAACAGCCGCAGGCAGCCAUACCUAGAGAAGGAUGUGGGUUUCAUUGAUACCCACUGUCACUUGGACAUGCUCUACUCCAAACUGUCUUUCAAAGGGACCUUUGCCAAGUUCAGAAAAACUUACAGCUGCUCCUUCCCUAAAGAAUUUCAGGGCUGCAUUACGGAUUUCUGUGAUCCUCGCACCCUCAAGGAUGGCCUUUGGGAGGAGCUAUUGAAAGAGGAUCUGGUUUGGGGGGCGUUUGGCUGUCACCCUCAUUUUGCACGUUACUACAAUAAGAAUCAAGAAAGAAAUAUUUUGCAAGCCUUAAAGCACCCCAAGACUGUAGCAUUUGGGGAGAUGGGCUUGGAUUACUCCUUCAAGUGCACCACACCUGUCUCCCAGCAGAAGAGGAUCUUUGAGAGGCAGCUUCAGCUGGCUGUGUCUCUAAAGAAGCCACUGGUGAUUCACUGCCGAGAUGCUGACGAAGAUCUGCUGUGCAUCAUGAAAAAAUUUGUGCCUCCCGAUUACAAGAUCCACAGGCAUUGUUUCACUGGCCAUUACGCAGUCAUUGAGCCCCAUCUGAAGUACUUUACCAACAUGUAUGUGGGCUUCACAGCAGUCCUGACCUACUACACUGCCUGGGAGGCCCGAGAAGCUGUGAAAAGAAUCUCGAUGGAGAGAAUUAUUGUGGAAACCGAUGCUCCCUAUUUUCUCCCUCACCAGGUUCCCAGAAGCCUUUGCCAGUUUGCCCACCCCGGCAUGGCCCUGUAUACGGUGCAAGAGAUUGCCAGAAUCAAAGAACAGCCACUCUCCCAAGUCUUGGCCACCUUGCAUGAAAACACCAGUCACCUUUAUGAUCUUUAA